Olea europaea var. sylvestris is the source of this 3157-nucleotide messenger RNA. Its product is annotated as putative receptor-like protein kinase At3g47110. The record is from RefSeq and is a predicted model, not a curated record. Gene Ontology annotation, biological process: protein phosphorylation. Bases 35 to 3058 code for a protein of 1007 amino acids. Lineage: Eukaryota; Viridiplantae; Streptophyta; Magnoliopsida; Lamiales; Oleaceae. Gene Ontology annotation, molecular function: ATP binding; protein kinase activity; protein binding. The transcript has 2 exons.
UUUCUGCCUUCUUCACACAUCCUUCCUCUCAUUCAUGAUGGAUUUCUCCAACUUUACUAUGAUUCUGCUUGUCAUGUUGAUACUUAUUGCCACUUAUUCUGAUUUACAAUUUGUAGCCUCUCUAAGCAUUACUACUGACAAGGAGGCCUUGAUCUCUUUCAAGUCUCAAAUAAACGUGGAAUCGCCUGAUUCCCCUUUGUCAACUUGGGAUGAAAAUCUUUCUCCAUGCAACUGGACUGGGGUUUUCUGCAACAAACAAAGCCAGCGAGUCGUUCGAGUCGAUCUUUCAAACCUUAGAAUGACUGGUACCAUAAGCCCUCAUGUAGGUAAUCUCUCCUUCCUUACAACGCUUCAGCUACAAAUUAACCAGUUGAAAGGAAAAAUCCCUGAUGAGUUUGGCAAUCUUCCUCGCCUCCGUUUUCUAAACCUGAGUUUCAACAGCCUGGAAGAUGUUGUACCGCGUAAUAUAAGCCAGUGCAAACAGCUCAGAGUCCUGGAUUUGAUGCAAAAUCAGAUUUCAGGACAAAUUCCUGAAGAGAUUAGUUACCUUAAACAGCUCCAAGUUUUGAAUUUGGCUAGAAACGAGCUCUCGGGCUCUAUUCCACCAUCUCUAGCCAACAUUUCUUCCCUCAAUGAUUUGAAUUUAGGCACAAACAAGCUAGGUAACUCAAUACCUUCUGAUUUGUCCCUUCUUCGAAAUCUGAAGUUUCUUGAUCUCACUAUUAAUAAUCUCACUGGUAGUGUUCCUCCCUCAAUAUACAACAUGUCUUCUUUAGUUUAUUUGGCUUUGGCUUCCAAUGACUUGUCUGGUGAUCUUCCUGGAGACGUUGGACUAACACUUCCGAAUCUUCUAGGCUUCAAUUUUUGCUUCAACAAAUUCACGGGUACUAUUCCAUGGUCUUUGCACAAUCUCACAAACAUUCAUGUCAUUAGGAUGGCGCAUAACCUUUUGCACGGGACUAUACCACCAGGACUUGGAAACCUCCCUGACCUAAGACUUUAUAACAUAGGAUUCAAUAGGAUUGUCAGUUCGGGGAAAGAGGGUCUUAAUUUUCUUGAGUUACUGUCUAACAGUACCCGUUUAGACUUUCUCGCCAUUGAUUUCAAUCUUUUUGAGGGCGUAAUUCCAAACUCCAUAGGCAGUCUUUCAAAGGUUCUCACAAAGUUUUACAUGGGUGGAAACAAUAUCUAUGGUACUAUACCUCCCUCAAUUGGUGAGCUUAGGGGCUUACAAUUAUUAAAUUUGAGCUAUAGUUCAGUUUCCGGUAAAAUUCCAGAAGAAAUCGGGCAGUUGACAGAAUUGCAGAUCCUGGGACUGGCAGAUAAUAAUCUCUCUGGCGAAAUCCCAAAUUCUUUAGGCAAUCUGCUAAAAUUGAAUAGGAUUGAUCUAUCCAGGAAUGAGUUGGAGGGUAGCAUACCUACGACUUUUGGAAAUUUUCAAAAUUUAAUUUCCAUGGACUUGUCUGAUAAUAGGCUCAAUGGAAGCAUACCAACGGUAAUUUUCAAACUCCCCAAAUUAAGUGCAUUCCUUAAUCUUUCUCAGAAUUAUCUGACAGGUCCUCUACCGGUAGAAAUUGGGCUCCUGGAAAAUGUAGUGACAAUCAACAUUUCUGACAACAAAAUAUCAGGUAAUAUUUCAGAGUCAGUUGGGAACUGCAAGAGCUUGGAGCAAUUGUUACUUGCCAGAAACACGUUUUCAGGACAAAUUCCAUCCACUUUAGGAGAAGUCAGAGGUUUGGAAAUUCUUGACUUGUCCUCCAACCAGCUCUCUGGGGCAAUUCCACUUGAUCUAGAAAAUUUGAUGUCACUGCAACUCUUAAAUCUCUCCUUCAAUCGGUUGGAAGGAAAAAUUCCGGUUUUUACGAAUUCAAUGAAACUUUAUUUGGAAGGCAACCAAAACCUUUGCCUGGAUUUGGCAUGUAAACAUUUCCAUGUUCGUCGAAGGACUGUUUAUAUCAUAGUAAUCCCCAUUGCAAUAGUAGCACUUUGUUUUGCUGUUGGCUUGCUAUUCUACAUUAGGAAAGGAAAAGGAAUGGUGAAGGGAAAUUUUGAAUCCUUUAGGGGACAGCAUCAAAUGAUUUCUUAUGAUGAGCUCCGACAGGCAACCGAGAAUUUUAAGGAAGAAAAUCUGAUUGGACAAGGAAGUUUUGGAUCCGUUUACAGAGGACUUAUACAAGGAGGAAUUGCAGUUGCCAUUAAGGUUCUUGACACGACUAUGGCUAAAUCCCAGAAGAUCUUUUUAGCAGAAUGUGCAGCUUUGAGAUGUAUUAGGCACCGGAAUCUCGUUAAACUUAUUACUGUAUGCUCCAGCAUAGAUUACAAGAAUGACGGGUUCCUCGCUUUAGUUUUCGAGUUCAUGAGUAAUGGAAACUUGGAUGAUUGGAUAAGAGGAAAAAGAAGGUAUGAAGAUGGGAAGGGAUUGAAUGCUAUGGAUAGACUCAACUUGGCAAUAGGUGUUGCAUCUGCUGUAGAAUAUUUACACAAUGAAACUGGAAUUCCCAUAGUGCACUGUGAUUUGAAGCCAAGCAAUAUUCUCCUGGAUUCAGACAUGACUCCCAAGGUCGGAGAUUUUGGUCUUGCCAAGUUGUUGAUUGAGAGAAAUGAUAAUCAGACAGCCAUCAGUUCUACAUACACUCUGAAGGGGACUAUUGGUUACAUUCCACCAGAAUAUGGCUUCGGGGAGAAGCCAUCCAUUGCCGGAGAUGUGUACAGUUAUGGUAUCCUUCUACUCGAGCUGUUUACGGGGAAGAGCCCCACUGACCAGACUUUCACUGGAGGGCUAAGCCUAAAGAACUGGGUAGAGAAGUCUUUUCCCACCUACUUGGCUCAAGUGCUGGACCCUGUGCUACUUCAAAAUGGGAAAGAUAUUUGGGAUGAGAGCAAAUGCACUAAGCCUGAAAUUCAAGAUGAUUGCCUUGUCACAAUCUUCAAGAUUGGGCUUUCUUGCACUGUUGAUUCUCCCGAUGGGCGCAUCAGCAUGAGAGAUGCUCUUGGCAAACUAAAAGGUGUUAAGGACAUCCUUCAAAAAGCUGAAGGCACUGAAGUACGAAUGACCUAAGUCUUUUGAGGAACACUACUAUGGUGUUUUUCUUCUCAUAUUAUCUGUCUUCGAAAAUAAAUAGUUAUUUUAAUAAUAUUCGAUGUUAUAUUUUACUCA